CGAGGAGUCCGGGGAGGAACUCGAACCGCAGCAGGCGUUGCGUUAGCUGUCUUGUUCCGUACUUGCCACGCUUAAUUUUCAUAUAAAUAUUCCCCCACCCGAGCGGGCAGCAGUAGGCUAUGGGGACAGAUAAAUUGCUGCCCAUUUAUAAACUGCCUUUUUAUUGCAGCAGCAGCAGCAUCCAAGCAGGCUUGCUGGACUGGCUCGAUUGGUUGGGAAAUUUGCUUGCCGAGACUCUUCGCGAGAAGAGAAAGAGGUGAUGAGGUCUUCCGACGGCGACUUCUUGGUGGGUACCGUCAAGAGGGGAAGCUUUGAACUGUUUUUUUUUACGUUGAACAAGUUUAUUUUUCAUUUAUUAUUCAAUAUUUGGACAAAUGUUUUCACGCCCUACAAUGGAUGAAAAAUCAAUUUUCUAUUUAAUUAAAAAUAUUAAUCAAUUUAAUUUAAUUCUAUAUCUGUCUUCGUAGGAUAAUAAUAGCAUGCGAUUCCUUUCUCCUGUCCCUUAAAUAACGUCAUGAUUUGAAAUCCGGACACAUAGAAGCAAACCAUUUUUGUUAUAGCUGGCAAAAAAUCAUGUAAUAAGUUGGAAAUGUAGAAAUAUCAUCAGGAUGUAGUAUGAACAGUCAGUUUUACGUUGUCUUUUCUAACAGUUAAUUAUGUCUUUUCUAACAAUUUUUCAUCAGAAUUUGCAAAUUAAAAUGACUUGUUGUGCUUCGAAUCCCGCACACUGAUAAAGGCUGAUUCGGAACCCGGACACCUUUGCUUCGAAUUCCGGACACUCGAUUUUGCUAGUGAAUUGCACAAAUUUGGACUGAAAUGUUAGUGAAUGGCAUUCUUUAGGUCUGAAAUAAGCGGUUAACAUCAAAACAAUCGAAAUUUUGUAUAAAAAAAACUUGCUAGAAUCUAAGGAAAUCGAAACCAUAAAUUUCUGCUUUGCUUUUCCGAUGCUUCGGAUGCCUACGAAAUAUUUCAGUGAAAUGUUUCGCAUAUUUGAUAAUCUUAUAAUUUUAAUAUGCUUAAUUGUUUUGACAUUAACUACAGCGUUCAAACAAAUUUUAAAUGAAUAUUGACGUUAAAAUUCAUCAGAUAACACAGUUUGGACAUUCACAAUGCGAACUUAUAUCCAAAUAAUUGAUAAAACAAGAUGAGGUGUCCGGGUUUCGAAGCGUCGGGGAAUUCGAAUCAUGACGUUAAGUAGUUUUCAAACUUUCACGUAUGUUUCAAUUGUUUUCUUGACCGUUCCAAAUAAUACCGAUAGCUUCCCAGGGCCAUAAAAUAUUCAUAUUAUUUGUACGUUUACCAGCGAAGCGAAGAAAAAACUUUUUUUAAACUGUCACACGUGUAACCUGUUGAUCCUUUCCCGCGAAAGGUUAGCCUCAAUCAACUUUAAAUAGAAAAUAGUCAAGGGGACAAGUUACGAAGAACGCACAAGUGCGUGCUGCCUUGUUUUUGUUUUCACUUGAGGACUGCGUAUCGGGAAUAACAUUUGUUAAUUGAGUUUGAUGUUUUGGUUGAAGUUUCACGCAAGUGUUACAGUUCACGUGAAAAUGUCCACCUUAACCAGGGUUGUGACGUAGCAGAUUCUAGGGACAAAGAAAUUUGACGUAACAUUCAUGAGAAACAGUCGGAAACUUUUUGAAAUAAGUAGAUAGAUGACAUACACUUCAGUACCAUUUGUGAAACCGGUCGAAAUACAAUCAAAGUCCAAUCAAUAGUUUCCCAGGGCUAUUAAAUAUGGAUGCCCCUUAAUUAAAUAGUGUCGCGAAAAGAAAGUUUUCGUACGAGGGACCUCCUGACCUCAUCGCGUGGUGCCACCAGCCUACUUAGAUUUGUCCUAGCCAGUGUACUUCGGGACAAUGGACUGCACACAGUUCGCCAGAAGGCUGUGGAUGCGGUGCGUGUCGCGAAUUGCGGUUUACCGUCGGGCCCUAACGAGGACCUUUGACCUCCAGACGGAUUUUUUCUUCGGAAUUGACCUUCUGAUGGCCGCCGGCGGUGUGCGGUUGAACUCCGCGAGCAAGCCGCUUCGCCGAUGCUGGAACGUUUACCGGUGGGCCAUCUGCCUACCGGCCCUCGCCGUUUACUGGAACACUGUCCUAAACGCCGUCCGCGGUGAGCAGUUGGAAAUUGUCCUCAGCAGCUUGCAGGCUUCGGUGGCCAACGUUGUUACGAUGGUGCGCGUGGUACUCCUGCUUUGGUACUACGAUUCGCUGGCGAAGGUUCGCCAUUUUGUGAACCGACGCCAUUACGGACGGGAUCUUCAGGCGUCAGCGGAUGCUCGGAGUGGAGCGUUCUACCACGUUCGCAAACUUGUGACACGUGUCAACGGAUUGAUGCUUGUCUUUGGGGCAAGCAUUCACGCGAUCGACACCAGCAAUCAUCACUUUCUGAAGAUGCCAUUCGACGUGAAAUAUCCGAAGGUCGAAUUUAUUUGUUCUGAGUUCACGAAACUAGCGAUCAUCGGGUGGGCAAUGACAGUCUCGUUGGUGUUCCUCGUUCUUUACAUGAUUCUCAAAGGGCUGACCACCGAAUUUGAGGUGAUUGCGCAGACAUUUUCAACGGUUUUGGACAACACCGAGCAGCGAGUUCAAAGAAAGCUCGAGUCGGAAACAGACAAUUAUCGACGAUUGCGCUACAAGAAAAAGUACUACUUCUGGAAGUACAUUCAGGAAGAGUUUGGCGAAUGCAUCAAACUAAACAUUGAGAUCUUGACAAUGAAGAACAAAAUAAGACCACUGCUGAACGCCAACUUUCUGCUGAUCUACUACUCAACCGCUGUGAUUUUGGCCAACGGCGCCAUCUACCUGUCCCAGAUGAAAACCGCCACAUUGUUCUCGCUGCAAACGUUAUCCUACUGCAUUUGGAUAUGCUUCGAUUGCGCCCUGUUGACGCGAAUGGUCAACCUGCUGACUGAAGCGAACGAAUCCAUCGGCUGGCAGGUGUACGACCUGGACUGGCCCUCGAAGCUGCGGUGCGACAAGCGCUUCGCGAAGCAGUACCGCUCGGUCCGCGAAACGAUGGCCACCGUGAUUGCAGUUUCGCAACAACCGCUGCGGCUCAACUGCUACGGGCUGUUCGAGUUCACCCAGGAGCGCUUCUGGGAGCUGCUGAACAUGGCGUACAGUUUGUACACGUUCAUCAGAGAUUUUUUGUAAAUUGGGAACCGGAACUUGAAAGUUAAAAAAACAUUCUGGAGUA
Molecule: messenger RNA, 3198 nt
Organism: Culex pipiens pallens (northern house mosquito)
Lineage: Eukaryota; Metazoa; Arthropoda; Insecta; Diptera; Culicidae
Exons: 2
Coding region: 1857-3155 (432 amino acids)
Biological process (GO): detection of chemical stimulus involved in sensory perception of smell; sensory perception of smell
Cellular component (GO): plasma membrane
Molecular function (GO): olfactory receptor activity; odorant binding
Source: RefSeq, a predicted model, not a curated record